Molecule: messenger RNA, 472 nt
Organism: Meloidogyne enterolobii
Lineage: Eukaryota; Metazoa; Nematoda; Chromadorea; Rhabditida; Meloidogynidae
Source: the annotation of a GenBank genome assembly
AAUGAUAAAUUCAUCUCCACGGCCAAAAUCUUUCAUCUAUAAAUGUAAAUACGUAUUUUCUCUAAUAGAAUGGCCGGCCAUUCUAUUUUUCAAACAUCAACCAAAGGGCCUUUGUCUUAGAAGGGGCCAUUCAACUGGGAGUGGGGGGGGGGGUCAUUGCAUUUUUUAUAUUUUUUUUAUAUUUUUUUAAACGUUAAUUUUAAUAACAAAUUUCUUUUUACCAAAACAAAAGAUUUAGAAUAGCAAAAAAUAAUUUUGCAGAAAACAUCUUUUUAAAGUUUUAUACAAUUAUUAAUAGCACACUUAAUUCCUCCCACUCACCGAUUCCUCCUUAAUCCCUCAAAUUUCUUUAUUCCCUUCUACUCCUCUAUACCAUUCUUAAUUUCCUCAACUUGCCGAUAUCCCUCUCAAUCUCUCCUUAAUUUCUCUUUAUCCCUCGAUAUUCCUUUUAAUCCUCACAAUCCACUAAUAC